Molecule: messenger RNA, 1729 nt
Organism: Drosophila grimshawi
Lineage: Eukaryota; Metazoa; Arthropoda; Insecta; Diptera; Drosophilidae
Product: hornerin
Exons: 2
Coding region: 31-1599 (522 amino acids)
Source: RefSeq, a predicted model, not a curated record
AUUUUUUGACGUGCCCGUUUUUUGUUGAAAAUGCAGUUCGCUGUGACAAGAACGCUGCUCGUCAGCGCUCUUCUGGGCACCAUCGUCUUAGCUGCCACCAGCACCAGCACCAGCACCAGCACCACCAAUACCACCACCAAGCAACAACAAAUACAACAACAAAAAGCAAUUGCUGCACCGGCAAAGCUGAAACGCGAUGCUGGCCUUAGCUUUGGCAGGGGCCCGUAUCAUGGACCCUCACAUAAAUACCUGCCGCCGCCGGCUGUCUCCUUGGGUGGCUAUGAGAGCACAUAUGGAUCGCUGCAUGGCAAUGGCUUGGGCUCGGGCUCGGGCAGUGGUUUUGAUUUUGCCAGCCUUGACACGGAUGGCGACCAUCACCAUCAGCAUCAGUCAUAUCCUCAUCAUCAUCAUCACCAUCACUAUAGCCAUCAGCCACAGACGCAUUAUCAAUCGCUUGCCUCGCAUCAUGGACAUGGACGUCCUGUUUAUAUUAGUUCUGGUGAUGCAGCCGCUCAUGGUGGCUACCAACAGCAGCAUCAACAUCAUCAUCAUCAGCAGCAACAUCGGCCGCAAAAGGUAGAGACAUACAUUGUGCAGACGGCUGGCGGUUCGUUGCAUGGACACCAGCAGCAGGGGCAUGACAUUGGAGGUGGUGGUUACAAAUAUGCGGGUCAUGGCGGCGGCAGCAACUUUUUGAGUUUACUUGGCGGACUUGGCAGUGGUCACAAGCAGCACGGCAGUGGUGGCAGCAGCAUCAGCAGCAGCAACACCUACUCAAUCGCCAGUCCCUCCUACAUCAGCAGCAGUCAUGGGCCAGCAAUUGGUUUAGGUCAUGGACUGGGACAUGGUCAAGGACAUCAUGGCAGCAUUGACAGCAGUCAUGGCUUGGGAUUGGGCUCGCAUCACUUUGUGUCCGCUUUGAAUCACGCUCUAGAACAGGAGCAGGUGCAGGUGCAGCAGCCUACGGGCUACAACUAUGAGGCGCCCGUUUUGCAUUUAAAGCAGCCGCAGCCGCAGCAGCAGCAGCACCAACUCCUAAGCAGCUAUGGCGUUCCACUGCUGCCUGGUUACGAGCACGAUUCGGCUGCUGAGCACCACCACCAGCAGCAGCAGCAGCAGCAACAUCAUCAUCAUGAGGUGAUUGAGGAGCAGCAGCCGGAACAUGUCCAGCAUAAGUUGAACACGGAACAGCAGCAGCCACCAGCAUAUGCUCUGGGCCAUAAGGGACUUGGCCAUUUUAGUUAUACGUCCAGCAAACCGUUGGCACUGAAUACGGACAUUCAUCAGAUUGGCAGGCAUGAGGAUCACAACGAGCUGGUCGCUGAGCUGUCCAAGGCGCCCUUCAAGCCCAGCGCCUUUCUGGGGGCCAAGCAUGAGUCGAGCACUGGCUAUGAUUAUGCCACGCCCACAACCACACAGUAUUUGCAUGGUACGCCCACCGCACAGGGCUAUGAUUAUUCGGCGCCAUCGGUGCUUUAUGGUGCACCCGGACAAUCGGGUGACUCGGCCACGCCCAUUUUUGAGGCACCAGAUUCAACGUAUCUGCCGCCAGUAAGCAGCUACGGUCCACCAGCCACGCCCACACAUAGCUAUCACUAAAUUAUAUUCCAUUUAGUCCAUAAGUAAUCCAUCGAUGUGUUAUUUUUGUUUUUUUUUUUCCUGUAAUAUCGAUAGUUGUUUUUAAGAUAUAUAUUUUGACUGUCCGAUCUCUGCUGAGAUUGGGCAAAUA